AUGUUAGAUAAGUUAAAGACUUUAUAUUACAAAGACGAAGUUAUUGAAGUCAAUCUUAGAGAAUAUUACGAUAUUAUAAAACUAGGUUCUUACUACACUAAAAAUAAAAUAGUUAUAGUGUUCAAGAUUCCGAUCGCUAUCCCACAUUCCUAUGAUCUGUAUAAAUUAGCCAUUGUUCCCAAUAAACACCAUAAUGUUCUCAUCCCAUCCUCUCCUUAUAUAGCAAUACAUAGAAAUGAUUUCAUCUACAUAGAGACAGAAUGUCCGAAGUCCAAUACUUGGUAUCUCUGCGAGAUAAGAAUAAACUACAAGCCACAAGAUCAAGUUGACUGCAUCCAGACUCUCAUCGCUACCCAGAAACUGGACAUCACAUGCAAGCUCACCACGGUUCUACUCGAUCGAGAAGCCCUUGAGCAACUGGACGACAAACACUAUGUAGUCAGCUUCCCAAAACCAACGAAGAUCCAGACAUCCUGUGGAAAGAAUACUUACUCUACUCUUCAAGGCAGUUAUCUGGCUACCGUCCCUUCGGGAUGUUAUCUCCAAACGUCCGAGUUCACUAUACUCAACAGCAACGACCGCACAAGAGGAACAGCUAUCAAAAUCAUGAACCUGCCACCUCCAGAGAACUUCCCAUCAACUCCGAGAUCACUCAUAAAAUUGAACUCAAUCAACUUAGAAAAUCUACACGCAAUGAGCGAGUCACCCACGACUCCUGACGUGGAGGCGGGCGCGUCACAGUGCGGCGACGAGGAGAAGUUUGACCCUGACUCCAGAAAUGGUCACCGCCGAAUCCUGCAGAGGAUCGAGACGGUGCCUGACAUCAAGAAGGAUACGUCUGGGAUCACUACACAGUAUAUCGCUGCGGGAAUAGUGAAUCUUGGCGCGUUUGCGGCCGGUGCUUGCAUCGCGUGGUCUUCUUCGGGGCUUCCUCUACUACAUCCUCUGUUCUCUUCCGACCUGGUGCCAGGUGUGGCACAGACGAACGACACCUCCAGCGGCACGCACCCACGGCUUGAGCUGUCAGCACCAGAAGCGUCAUGGGCGGCGUCGCUUCUGUGCUGCGGGGCGGUCUUCGGAGCCAUCCCUACUGGCAUCGUCUCGCAACACUUUGGGCGGAAGAAGACCCUGUUGUAUCUAGCCCUACCCUUGCUGGUGUCUUGGCUGUUAGUCGCUUCUAGUCCAAAUGUCUACGGAUUGUACGUGGGGCGUUUUGUCGGCGGUAUAGCUGUUGGUGCAUUCAGCGUUGGAAUCCCGCCUUACGUGGAAGAUAUAGCUGAGAAGAACCUGCUGCCAACCUUGGCUAACUUCUACCACGUCAACCUGGCAUGUGGAGUCUUGUUUGGCUAUGUCGUUGGCAUGGUCGCCAGUAUAGCCUGGCUUUCGUUCUUAUGCGCCACGGUACCGAUUGCAUUCUUCAUUGCUUUCAUCUUCCUCCCCGAGUCACCUGCCUACCUGAUGUCCCAAGGAAAGUACCACGAAGCUAAAGCCGCUUUACGGUACUUCAGAGGAAUAGACAACAACAUCGAUGCCGAAAUCAAGGAAUUGAAAGAGAAUGUGAGAAACUUCGGCAAGUUGAAAGUCACUUUCAAGGAACUUCUUACUACAAAAAUAACAGCGAAAGCGCUUAUCGUCUCUUUCGGCCUCAUGAUCUUCCAGCAGAUGAGCGGAAUAUACGCUGUUCUUUUCUACGCUCAGUACAUCUUCAACGCCUUCCAAAUCUCCCAGAAUCUGCCCGGAGCGGCCAUCAUUCUAGGCUUCUGCUUAGUAUCAUCGACCUACUUCUCUACUAUGUUAUUGAAGACUGUCAGACGACGCGUUCUUUUGCUGUUCUCUUUCUCGUUAAUGGCUCUGAGUCUAGGCAGCUUAGCGAUGUACUACCACCUGCAAAUGACUCAGAUCAUGGACUGUAGUACAGUGAUACCUUUGUUUGCGCUUUGUAUGUUUGUAAGCGUAUACGCUGCUGGUGUAGGACCUAUCCCUUGGUUGAUGCUGAGAGAGAUCUUCCCCAAAGCAGCUACGAGACGAGCUACGGCCAUCACUGCUGGAUGCCAUUGGCUGAUUGCGUUCACAGUCAUCAGAAUGUUCCAAACUUUAGUCAAGAAGGUCAGGCCUGGCUGGACGCUAUGGUACUUCGCUUCUGUCUGCGUUCUUGGUAUUAUCUUCGUCUACUUCUUCGUACCAGAGACUAAAGACCGAAGCUUAGAAGAGAUCCAGAACGAAUUCGAAGGGAUCCACAAAAAAAGGAAACACAGACAUGUGAUCGAAGUUGAGAGCGUGUCUGAGACGUGAUUUCGUUAAACAAGGGUUUGAAUCAAAUUGAAAUUUAUGUAUCAGUAUUUAAUUUGUCAUGAAUGUUACUCAGAUUGUUUUGAUACGUCAUGCGUGUGCGCAGGUUAAAUAAAAGCCACGCGAAAAGCGGUCGUUGUGCUGUAAGGUUUAAAGUUCAAAAUGAAUGAAGCAUAGUGCUUAAUGUAGAGAUGGGUGGUUUUACCAUUUUGAUUCGAAUCCUUACUUAUAAACAAAAGUAAUAUUAAGUUAUUUGUAUAUUAGCUGUUAUAGAUUUACCAAAGUAACUGUAGUCAUAGUUCAAUAGGGAUCAAUUUAUUAUAAAAGGCUUACUAGGUAUAGGUUUAAAAAUAUAUUUAUUUUAUUAUUUUAUUUUUAUGAAAGUUGUACAGUAAAAAUGUUUUUGAAA
Molecule: messenger RNA, 2698 nt
Organism: Ostrinia nubilalis (European corn borer)
Lineage: Eukaryota; Metazoa; Arthropoda; Insecta; Lepidoptera; Crambidae
Gene: st4
Product: facilitated trehalose transporter Tret1-like
Exons: 7
Coding region: 1-2292 (763 amino acids)
Biological process (GO): transmembrane transport
Cellular component (GO): membrane
Molecular function (GO): transmembrane transporter activity
Source: RefSeq, a predicted model, not a curated record